GCCGCCCGCGGCGAUGGCUGCCGCGGAGGCGCUGCCCGCCCUCACCAUGGACGAGGUGGCCAAGCACAACACCAAGGAGGACUGUUGGGUGGUACUGUACGGCAAGGCUUACGACCUGGGCAAGUUCGCCAGGGUGCACCCCGGGGGCGCGAAGCUCAUCUACGACUGCGCUGGCAAGGACGGCACGGCCCUGUUCGACCCCAUCCACCCGAAGGACAUCAUGGACAAGUUGCUGAAGCCGGCCCUCACGAUGGGCAUCGUUGAUCCGGCCACCAUCAAGGAGGAGCACGUGGCAAAGAUGGAGAAGAAGGAGCCGAAGGUGGCUCCGAAGAAGGCGGUGAAGGCCGCAGACUCCGAACCAGAGAUCGUGGAGUUCCGGAAGCCCCCCCUCGCGGGCAUGCUCAACACGUUCGACUUCGAGUCGGUCGCCAGGGAGGUCAUGGAGCCACAGGCCUGGGGCUACUACUCCAGCGGCGGCGAUGACGAGAUCACCCUCCGCGACAACCACAUGGCCUUCCAGCGCAUUACCAUGCGACCUCGCAUUCUGGUGAACGUCGCGGAGAUCGACAUGACCACGAGCUUCCUCGGGGUAAACUCCUCGUUGCCGCUGUACUUCACCGCCACGGCGCUUGCGAAGCUGGCCCACCAGGAUGGCGAGGUGGCCAUCGUGAAGGCCGCCAAGAAGGCCGGGGUUCCGUACAUGCUGCCGACCCUUAGCUCGUACACCCUUGACGAGAUGCUGGCGGCGCGCGAGCCCGGCCAGGAGCUGUUCUCGCAGCUGUACGUGAACCCUGAGCGGUCCCGCACCCAGGAGUACGUCGAGAAACUGGAAAAGAAUGGCGUCCGGGCCCUCUUCAUCACCGUGGACGCUCCCCAACUCGGGCGGCGCGAGAAGGACAUGCGCAACAAGUUCACCCAGCAGGGCUCCGACGUGCAGGGCGACGACGAGGACGAGGGCGAGGUGGACCGCUCGCAGGGCGCCACGCGCGCGAUCAGUAGCUACAUCGACCCGGGCCUCAACUGGGCGGACGUGCCCUGGUUCAAGACCAUCACCAAGAUGAAGAUCCUCCUGAAGGGCGUGCAGUGCGGGGAGGACGCCGUGCAGGCAUACAAGGCGGGCGUCAACGGGCUGGUGCUCUCCAACCACGGCGGCAGGCAGCUGGACACCUGCCGGUCUGGCAUCGAGGUGUUGCCAGAGGUGAUGCAGGCACUGAAGGACAUAGACUACAAGCCGGAGGACUUCACCGUCUUCAUCGACGGCGGCAUCCGCCGGGGCGCCGACAUUUUCAAGGCGGUGGCCCUGGGCGCCGCGGCCUGCGGCGUCGGCCGCCCGGUGCUUUAUUCGCUCGCCUCCUACGGUGAGAAGGGCAUCGUCCGCAUGGUUCACAUGCUGCAGGACGAGUUGCAGAUGGUGAUGCGCCUCAGCGGCACCCCGAACGUCGCGAGCAUCACAUCCAACCACGUCAUCACCAGGAACCUGGCCGACCAUGUCGUCCCACUGCCGCAGGACAACCUGGUGAUGGGGACGUACAUGCCCCUCAUGCCUGCCGCGAGGCUGUGA
Molecule: messenger RNA, 1561 nt
Organism: Prorocentrum cordatum
Lineage: Eukaryota; Dinophyceae; Prorocentrales; Prorocentraceae
Source: the annotation of a GenBank genome assembly